UCUUUAAAAUAUGAUAAAAUUCCAAAUUUGAAUGUUCCAAUCCUUCAUCGAUCAGAUAUGUAUGGAGUAAUGACUAUCCCUUCCAUCCCUCCUAAAAUUGUCAUAGUUUAAUUUAUUUUGCACAUUUAUAUUAACAUCACAAGGCCAGGUAGAGCCUAGAUUUAUAUAAGAAUUGCGUUGUACUCAGUAUUGCAAUAAUAGUAUUGUAAUGUACACAUUAAAAAGAAGCAAAACAGCUAUGCAAAUAACUCAACAAAGGCAACCAUCAAAAUACGUUUAGACUUUACUGUUAUGGUCGACAUAAGCCCAUCAAAAAUUUGCAAAGAAUUCACUUAGAAAAAAAGUUUUACAAGCUGAUUGUAUAGGUUUGCCUGUAAACUCUAUCAUUUUUGGUAAUAGUGACCACCUUCCAACCAAGACAGUAAGUCAAUUUUUUAUACAUUCUGUUAAGUUUUAGAAUAAUUGUUUAGAUAUCUAGAAGAUCUAUAGCUUGCGUGGGGAUCUAACAAGAUAUUCUAAACAAAGAAACAUUGUUUUUGCAUCUCAGUUCAGCUUAGCCGAUAUAUUUGACUGUCUAUUAUUAAUUUUGCAUGUAAAAAUGAACUUAUUAUAUAUAUUAAUAUCAUUUGCCAUGGUGAACGUUUUGGUAGCUACAGAUAAUUAUGUAGAGCAGGUUAUCAAGUUGAACCAACAGAUUGGCGUUGUAGAAGGUUCUUUGCCGUUUGUUAUUACCGGCGCUGUUCUUUCCAAAGACUUUAAUAUGGUGGAACUAGCUGUAAUGUUUGCAAUACCGGACGCCCAAGACAAAGACGUGGAAGGUUACUUAAAGCGACCGAAAAUCGACUACCAAAGAAUUGCGCUUGAAAAAAUAAACGCUUUUGCAUCACCCCGUGCAGAUAAAAUACCAAAAGGCCACUCUGAAGACGCUAAACUAACAGAUCUGGCCGAUGCAAGGAGAGACCUGACUAUAAAGUCUAUGAAAACUUUAAUCUGUGGUGUAUUAGACGGGGAUAAUCAAAAUUUCACAGAUUUUCGUGGUAUUUGCCGUUUAUUAGCAUUAUACAGAAGCGUUAAACACCCAGAAUCAUUUAUAGUGGCUGCUGAUGUCGACGAGGAUGAAAAUUGCAUCGUAGUAGAUAAAAACGGGAUUUCCACCAAAUACUAUUACAUUGCAGACGAAAUUUGGGAGUUUAUCGCCGACGGCACUUCUUUUCGCGGUAGGUUACUUUCCAAUCAAAUGAAGGAAGAGACAACAAAGUUAAAGAAUCAUAUAAGGGCAUAACUUUUUUUAAAGUACUAUUAUUAUUGUUAUUAUUAUAUUUUUGCGUACCUUGCAAUAAAAAAGUUUUCAAUAAAUUUCAUGUAUUCAAAAAUAAACAACU
This is a messenger RNA of Adelges cooleyi (spruce gall adelgid), 1382 nucleotides long. RefSeq lists its product as uncharacterized. Lineage: Eukaryota; Metazoa; Arthropoda; Insecta; Hemiptera; Adelgidae. The coding region runs from base 599 to 1282 and encodes 227 amino acids. The record is from RefSeq and is a predicted model, not a curated record. The transcript has 10 exons.